This is a messenger RNA of Saprolegnia diclina VS20, 1553 nucleotides long. RefSeq lists its product as hypothetical. The transcript is spliced from 3 exons. The record is from RefSeq and is a predicted model, not a curated record. The coding region runs from base 39 to 1466 and encodes 475 amino acids. Lineage: Eukaryota; Oomycota; Saprolegniomycetes; Saprolegniales; Saprolegniaceae.
UGGUAGCAACCUCAGUGCGUGCCAGAGGUCACAAGAUCAUGUCGACGACCAAGGCCGAGAAGUUCGUGCGCCUCCUGAGCGCCAAGCUCAAUGAGCUGCCCCACCUGCCCUUCUCGCAGGCCGAGCUGCGCGAGAAGCUCGAGACCGCGGUCGCCUCGCUGCCCAACUCGGGCCUCAAGGGCCUCCUGCAGCGUGACAUGGAGCACUACGUCGCGCUCUUUCAACAGACCGUGACUGCGACCGCGGCCGCGCCGGCCUCGGACCGCUGCCUCGCCGAGCAAGAGUACGACCUUCUUCUGCAGGCCACGCACGCGACCAAGCUCGUCGAGAUGCCCGUGACGCCCGCCGAAGUCUUCUUCAACUACAGCGUGCCGACGACUCUCGAUGCGUCGACCGCGUCGCCGACCGAGCUCGUUGACGCCGUCGCGCAGAUCUGCACCACGCUGGCGCACGAGCUCGCGACAAACGGCCUUGCGUCCGCCUUGCCGUCGCUCCAGGAGCCUGGCCACGCCGUCGCGCUCUACGUCGCCAAGCUCUUGCCCCUGCUGCAUGCGUAUCUGGAGCGCAUGGCGUCGCACACGGUGUUUGAGGCAAGCGACCGCCUCCAGUCGGUGCUGCUCGACACGCUGCGCCUUGUCGGCUUCCACCGGCCGCUGCCGACGCCAUCGACGCCGUCGAUCAUCUCGUUCUACACGCCGGCGCCGACGACCGAGACAUCGGCGUCGGCCGCCGAGACGCAUGCCCUCGCGCAGCUCUACGCUGUCACGCUGACCCUCGUCCUUUUCUUCCCCGCGCCAACAAAUACGUCGGCGGCCGUCGACUCGGACGACGACUCGGACGACGACGAACGAACGGUGACGACGUCGACGACGCCCGACGCGUUCGUCUGCGAUCUGCUCGCGGUCGCGUACCUCGAGGCCAAGGGCUGGCUCAUCGACGUGGUGCUCAUGGCGCUGUCGCUGCCGCGGCCGGCGUCGGCUGUCGUCGCCAAGGACGCCCCGCUCACGCGCCUCGUGCUUCAGGCGCUGCGGACGAUGACGUUCGACGUGGGUAUGGGCCGCCAGGUCUUGCUGACGCACGUGGCGUGCCUCCGCAAGGCUCGCGUGUACCUCAAGGCUGCCCGCCUCGGCCAGUGCCACGAGCUCUCGAGCCUGAUCACGCAGCUCACGAGCCUCCCGGUGCCCUUUAAGCUCCUCGACUGGCUGCGUCUUGUGGCGCUCAGCGGUCUCUCGGACGCGUUGCGGACGCAGGUCGAAGCGGUUUUGGCGGCCGAGAAGCCCCUUUGCGUCGACUUGCUCUCGCCCAAGUGGACGGACGACGACAUUCUCGAGCUGCUCGAGAAAGUCCAGAGCCAGUCGUCGGUGGUCGAGUCGGGUGCGGACGCCGACGCGGUCGACGCCGAGACGCUCGCGGCGCCGGACGCCGACGUGCCGCUCUUCUACGUCGACAGCACGGGCGCCAACUAACUCUACUGAGUUCUUAGCCCACUUAUUUGCCCUUACGAUUUGCCUCCAAAACUAGUGUCUUUUUGUCCACAAACAACGCAGUACAGA